AUGGCUCCGGCCUUCUUGCAAAGAUUCACGGGUGGAAACAAUCAGACCCCCUUGCAGGCAGAUUUGAAGCGGGCCACAGAGUCAAAUGUCAUCGAAGUACCCAAGGACGUGCUGACGCUGGUUGUAGAGGCGACGAAGGUGGGUGAAGAGGAACGACGUGAGAUCAUGAUGCAUCUGCGAGAGUGCCUCGCAGAGCCGCAGGGGAAGAAAUGGCGCCGCAUGUAUGCCGCCCUGGUUCUUAUCGAGGAACUGCUGAAAAAUGGCAGUCCCGAGCUCCUCCAAGAAACGUCGGAAGGUCGAUACUUUGACCUCGUCCAGCGGCUAUCUCUCUUGGAGAAGUUCGAAUGCACAAACGACCUUCGUGUGCAGAACAUGGUCCGCACCAAGGCCUCUGCGCUGCGGUCCGAGGUGGUGCCGAGGCUGGAAACUGCUGGUGAGAUGCCACACAAGCCAGCAGCACCAAGCUCCGGCUCCGCCACCUCAAGUAGCAGAGUUACGAGUGAACCAACCACUGCUGGUGGCUCGACCGCAACUUCCUCCAGCAGCGGCUACACUGGAGGAGCACUGUACAAUAUGGCCAAACCGGAGUGCCAGAUGAUUUUAAAUGGAGUGGUGGCAGUUGGGCACAACGACGAUACCGACAGCGAUAGCGACGGAGGCGAUGGCCCAAAGAAGGCAGUGGCUUUCCGGAAGGCACAGUCACCUGCGCUUCCUUCAGCGAGUGGUGCCAAGAAUGCUUCCAGCUCUGCUGCACCGACCAAUCCCUCAAAGGGCAAUGUUGACCUGCUGGACCUGUAG
Molecule: messenger RNA, 798 nt
Organism: Symbiodinium sp. CCMP2456
Lineage: Eukaryota; Dinophyceae; Suessiales; Symbiodiniaceae
Source: the annotation of a GenBank genome assembly